Molecule: messenger RNA, 1268 nt
Organism: Rubroshorea leprosula
Lineage: Eukaryota; Viridiplantae; Streptophyta; Magnoliopsida; Malvales; Dipterocarpaceae
Source: the annotation of a GenBank genome assembly
AAAUCAAUCAAGAAAAGUAUUUUCUUCAUAUUUUUCUCUCCUGCUUAUUUCCUCACAUGGUAUCAGAGCACAGUGGGCUCUUUUUUCUUUGAGAUUUUGUGUUUUUUUAAUUCUCUACAUCAGCAGCUCCAUUUCGUGCCAACCACCAGUGGUGUUUGUUUCAAUCGUGUUCAACUCGUUCCGAUUGUGUUCAACUUGCAAAUUAGUUUCGGAUUUUGCUCCUACGGGUUCCACUGAUCCUUCGCCCAGAUUUUGGCUGUUGUGACUGCCGUUGUCAGCCAUAUAUCAGCCAUCCGAAAUUGCUCCCAUCUUUUCCGGUGUUCCACUUUUUGCCCGGUCAUAUUUUCCUUUUCUUGCAGCAUAUUUUUUAUUUAAUUAUGGAAAAAUCUAAUAUUUCACAACCAAUUUCAACCAUUCUCAAUGGUUCAAAUUAUGUAUUGUGGGCUCAAAGUAUGCGCAGUUUCUUGAAAGGUCGAAAAUUAUGGCGGUAUAUUACUAGUGACAUUACACUUCCAGAGAAAGUUACUGAUGAGACAGAUAAGAAGUAUACCACUUCUGAUUUAUCCAGUCAAUAUCAAUUGUGGGAAGAGUUACACAAUUUGAAACAAGAACGUGGAGAGUCCAUUACUAGUUUUUAUGCUAAGAUGGAGGCUAUUUGGGAUCAGCUUGCUCUCUCAGAACCAACCUUUAAUGACACUGCUGAUAUUGGGAAGUACAUUGAGUAUCGUGAUAAAACGAGUUUGGUAGAAUGUCAUAAAUGCAAGCAGAAAGGCCAUAUUAUGCCUAAUUGUACUUCACUACCUCAGAGAUCUGAUCAGUGGAAGACCCAAUCAAAGCCUAAUCAAUCUUCCAAGCCUGUGGUUGUUGCAGCUACUGCCAAUGAGGAUACCUCAGUCCAUCCUUCGAUUGGUAAUCUAGAAACCUUUCUUAGACAGAUGAUAUCAUCUUCCUCUACAUCUACUGCCUUGCCUACCAUCCCAGGAUCCAUAGACGGGACAGAUUCUUGGGACAGGCCGUAAAGUUGGACGUUUGUUUGAGCUCACCUCCUUGCACAUCCCUUCUAGUUACGUUUCCCAGUUGUGUGCCAUCUCAACAUCUUCCUCCUUGCACUUGUGGCAUCUUCGUCUUGGUCAUGCCUCUAUUAGUAAACUUCGUCCUUUAAUUCAAAAUGGGUCUUUAGGUUCUAUUAAAGAAAAGUCUUUACAUUGUGUCUCAUGUCAAGUCGCUAAACAGCCUGCUUUAUCUUUUAAUAAAAGUGAUUCUAUUUC